Messenger RNA from Pristis pectinata (smalltooth sawfish), 3429 nucleotides. RefSeq names its product sodium-coupled monocarboxylate transporter 1-like. Gene Ontology annotation, cellular component: membrane. Lineage: Eukaryota; Metazoa; Chordata; Chondrichthyes; Rhinopristiformes; Pristidae. The transcript is spliced from 18 exons. Gene Ontology annotation, biological process: transmembrane transport; sodium ion transport. Gene Ontology annotation, molecular function: symporter activity. The coding region runs from base 21 to 1865 and encodes 614 amino acids. The record is from RefSeq and is a predicted model, not a curated record.
CCUCAACAGGAGAACCAGCUAUGUAUGAGAAAAAUGUUCUGCAAGUUUGGGAUUAUGUUGUAUUUGCUGCUAUGCUAAUUAUAUCUACUACAGUUGGACUUUAUUUUGCUUACAAAAGUGGAAGGACAAAGAGAGGAACUACAGAAGAGUUCUUGGUAGGAAGUCGACAAAUUUCUGCUUUCCCAAUUGCUCUUUCACUGGCUUCCAGUUUUUUGUCUGCUAUUACCGUGAUUGGAGGCCCUGCAGAAGUGUAUCUGUAUGGAAUAAUGGUUGUGAUGUACACCAUCGCUUGCUUAUUUACAAUGACAUUCACUUGUCUGAUCUACAUCCCCCUCUUCUACAGAUUAAACAUAAUCAGCGUAUAUGAGUAUAUAGAUAGAAGAUUUGGUUCUGCUGUGAAGUAUCAAGUUAUUUUGACCUUUCUGUUGUACAUGAGCAUUUAUCUUGGUAUUGUCACUUAUGCACCCGCAUUAGCACUUAAUGAGGUUACUGGGGUAAACUUAUGGAUAUCCAUCAUAACGACAGGAUCCGUAUGUACACUGUAUACAACACUGGGUGGCAUAAAAGCUGUUGUGUGGACAGAUGUUUUCCAGAUCUGCAUUAUGGCGGCUGGUCUUCUUGCUGUGUUGAUUCAAGGAUUGAUUCGUAUUGGAGGGAUUGAAAAGGUUUGGAAAAUUGCAGAGGAAGGUGGACGCCUUAAUUUUCUUGACUUUGAUCCUGACCCAAGGAGAAGGCAUACGUUUUGGACCACAAUGAUGGGAGGUGCAUUUGUGUGGAUGGGAAUAUACAGUUGUAAUCAAGCACAGGUCCAAAGAUAUCUAGCCUGCAGAACUGAAAAAGAGGCAAAAAAGGCUAUAUUCUGGAACUGGGUUGGAAUGCUUAUAGUGACAACUGUGGCCUAUCUGUGUGGUUUGGUUAUGUAUGCUGUUUAUGAAAACUGUGAUCCAAUGGAGGCAAACAGAAUCACCAAUACUAAUCAGAUGGCACCGUUACUGGCCUUGGAUAUCUUAUCUCAUAUGCCUGGAGUUCCGGGGCUUUUUAUUUCUAGUGCAUUUAGUGGCACUCUGAGCACGAUCUCUUCAGGCAUCAAUGCCAUCGCUGCAGUCUUUGUGGAAGAUAUUAUAAAACCAAACAGCAAAACUUGGCAACAUCUUUCUGAAUACAAGAGAACACUGAUUUCAAAGUUUCUAGCUAUGAUCUUUGGAAUUAUAACAAUUGGACUGGCAGCAUUAACAUCCCUCUUGGAUGAAAAUGUAAUGGAGAUAGCCCGAAGUGUUGAUGGGUUACUUCUUGGACCCAUACUGGGUGUAUUUACUUUAGCAGCAUUGUUUCCAAAAUGUAAUGCCAAGGGAGCAUUUGUGGGUAUGAUUGUUAGUUUUGCCUGUUCAUUUUUUCUGGGAAUCUGUUCUCAAGUGUAUCCACCUGCUGCUAAAUACACAAGGAAACUCAAAACAUCAACAGCAGGCUGUCAUUUAUCUAAUGCCACCAUCUCCAGCCCCGUGAAUGGAACAUUUUUCAUCGCAACCACAGUGAUAUCUCCUGCAUCAGACAAACCGGACAGCAUAAUAGAAAAUGUCUGCUCUCUGUCCUAUGGAUAUUACACCCCCCUUGGUUGGUUGAUUGUGGUUAUAGUUGGUUUGCUGGUUAGUAUGGCUACUGGGGGUGCCAAGAAUUUGGAUCAAACCCUCAUUGCUCCUAUAUUUCAUACCAUUCGCAAGAUGAUGCUUAAAAAGGAACCAGCUGCACCAUUACCUGAGACAGCCGUAGAACUGUUAGAAACCACUCCUGAAAAAAAUUCCAGUACUGCUCACCAUUCUUCCAGUUCACAGAAUGAAAAGCCUCUCCAGCCCCUGAUAUCUGAAUAAAUAUUGAAAUAAAGUCUUCAAUGUUGUCCGGUGCUGAAGAAGUUAUAUAAACACAACUAAGGUGCAAAAUAUGACAUUUAAUUAUUAAGGUAAUGCUAGCAAUCUACAGAUUGAAUUGGAAAGGAAGUAAGUAAUUCAUUGAACUUGUUGAAAAUGAGAAACUGCCAGAUUUAAAAUGUUGUAAGGUUUGCUCUGUGAUGGUUAAUAACUUUCUCAGUAUACUAGGACAGUGUUCUAACAUGCUUACAAGACCAAAAAUUACUUUUUCUGUAUGUUUUAUGUUACAAUGUGAGUUGCCAGUACUGGUUGCAUUGUUCCUGUUACAUUCAUAAAAUACCACAAAUCCUAAACUGAAACAAAGAUAUUGUUAGCUGUCUGAAUUCACGAAGCUUCAAAGUUUGUGUUUUCAAUUACAUUAAAUGUUAGAAUCCACAAAAUGUUUAUGAAAGCAGUAUAACUGAAAAUCAGUUUUCUGUUUUAUAUUGCAGGAUUUAACCCCUGUAUUAGCAAUGUGUUUCAGCACAACUAACUUAAGUUAUCUCGAGUUGACAUAAAAAUUAUAACAGUGGGUCUAUAGUGUUAUUGCUGAUAACGGGAGCUAGUAUACUUCUCCAUGCUGAGCUCCACUGAUGUAUCCUGACAUUGUCUGAACAUUCCAUUUGAAAUGCACACUGCUUUACAACCAAUGCCCAUUAAUCAAUAUGUAAUUCAGUUAUUAGAAAGAUCAUUUCUAUUAAUCUAUUUCAUCUGUGGUGUAAUUUCUAAAACGAGUUUGAUCGAAACUGAUUCUUAUGAUUCGUGCAGUUUUCAAGCAGAAUGCUGUUUAAUUAUAUUACAUAGCAAAAAUUGGAAUUUUAACUAGUAGCAGAUUUUGACCUUUCCUGAGCAGGGUAGAAUCUAAAAUAAAAUUGGGAAACAAUAGUUAUAAUUCAUUAAUAAGACUAAAUUCCCGUAUAUCUUUACUUGUGUUUAUAUUUUCAAAAGUACCGAGAAACUUGCAAGGUGAAACCAGUAAAUGUUGCUGCUGCUGGCAAUGCAAUCAAAUGGACAGCUGCUGUGAUAAAAUAAAAAUAAUUACUUGAUUUCACCAAAUAGGAUCCCUGGCAUUGCACAAAUUACAAAAUUAAAUUAGCACCAUCACAAUCAAAAUAGGGUUAGACUGCCAAUUAAGAUAGAAAUUCUAGAAUUUACUGUAUAAUGUUGAUAGCUGCAUUUGCUAUGAUUUCAGCGUGAUUUCUCUCCAUCUCAUAUAAUUCACCAGAGUGACUGUAUAUCAAUCUUUAAUCCAGUUAAUCCAAGAUUCUUGAGUUAAAAUAAAGAAACGGACAUCUUCAAAUUCUAAGAAGCAUUGAAGACACACUCUUGAACCAGAUCAGCUGAUCUAAUUUUCAAAUAAUGUUGCACUUAUUACUAGAGGAUACCUCCUAAUGGGGAAUAUGAAGGUCUAUUUCAAUAUGAUUAUGCCAUUUCCAAUAUAGUUUCAGUUUUGUGUUCUGAAUUGAAUGUUGUUUGAAUGUGCUGUGGAAUAUUUUGGUCAUUUUUGAAACAUUAUGCAAAAAAAUCA